ACGACGAGUAGUGUAUACGUUGAGCUCACUUUGGGUAGAGUGAAGUGACAAAGAAGCAAGAGUUUGUCAGCAAGAGUUUUGUCAGACAGUUUGCGUAGUGUGACAUCGCUGCGUGUCUAGGAGUUGAACGUUUUGGAGAGUCGACACGAAGGAACAGUUUGAAUUUGAUGUCGAUUUACCAAUUAAGUUUAUCUGCAGGUGUUUGUGUAUAAUUUUCAACAGAAGUGAGGAAUCGGACACGAGGAAACGGUUUAUUAUCAUCGUAUUUAAUUGGGGCGUCAUGUUGGCGAGGCGACAGUAACUCUGGCGAGAAGUAAUUUAUUCAUCAAGACCUCUUCGUCAUUAAGUUUUCGCGAUGGAUAUGAGUGGGAAUAAAGACACGCUGCUGAACUUGACGCUGGAGACCAACCUCACUGAAGAAACCAAUGGAACGGUUAUUGAAGAAUCGAGUUUGGAGUGGGUACCCCUGGACACUUUCAUUGGCCUUAUACUGGCCUUCUCCUCCUGUUUCUUCAUUGGUAUUUCGGUGAUAUACAAAAAACUUGCUCUUCGUGACAUUGAGGUCCAGGGAGGGACUCGUGCCGUGGAUGGAGGCUAUGGAUAUUUGCGUUUGCCCAAGUGGUGGCUGGGCAUAUCCCUCAUGGCUCUGGGAGAGCUCACCAACUUUGUGGCCUAUAUAUUUGCACCAGCCAUUUUGGUUACUCCCCUUGGUGUAUUUUCUAUUGUAUGCACGGCUGCAUUAUCUCCGUAUUUUCUGAAAGAGCGUUUAGCCAUGCUAGGGAAACUUGGGUGUGUGUUGGUGCUGGUGGGAUGUGUCAUAGUCACACUGUGUGGACCUAAAGAUAGAGAAAUUGCAAGUAUGGAAGAACUUCAGUCUCAGCUUCUUCAUCCAGGAUUCUUGAUAUAUGCCAGUUUGGUGGUUGUCAUUUCUGCAGUUUUCAUGGCACUGGUUCCCCGCUACGGUCACCGAUAUGUUCUGUUAUACAUCACCAUUUGUUCUUCCUUUGGCUCGCUUUCUGUCAUGUUCUGCAAAGGUGUUGGUCUGGCAUUGAAACAGACGUUUAGUGGCAGUAAUGAAUUUACUAACUGGGCCACUUGGGUUUGUUUAUUGGCACUUGUAGCAUGUUUGCUUAUUGAGACAAUUUAUAUGCAACGUGCACUUGAUCUUUUCAACAGUUCUGUCUUUAUGUCUAUCAAUUAUGUGCUUUUUACAUCCCUUGUAAUUAUAGCUUCAUCCAUAUUGUACACAGAAUUAAGAGAAAUUGGCUGGAAAAAUAUUGUCCUAACACUUCUGGGUUUCAUUGUUAACAUAGUUGCUCUAUUUCUUCUACAUCUGGAUAAAGAAAAUGGAGCACAACAGACACCUCCUGAAACAGGAGACGCCUCAGCUGAGUCACCUCAGCCCAUCAAAGUUCCUGGAGGUGGACUAGACCAAGGUACACCGCUCUUAAGUAGAGCACCUGCUUCACCAUUAGCAGGGCUUAACCUUACACACAAUGUAUUUCCCACAAAAACUAAUUCUUGCAUGUCCUUGAUAAGUCAGAAAUCGCAGCUUCGCCAUGCUAGAGAAAAUAAUCAUCACCAUCCCCUUGACAACAUUGAAGAUGAUACUAGCCGUCAUAGCAACAGCAGCAAUAGCAGCAGAGGUGGCAGCAGUAGUGUAGAAGGAAGCACUAGCAGUGGGCCAAGCAAGCAGGAAGAUGGGUGUGAUGCCAGGAGAGGACAUUGCCGCUCAGCUUCAAGUUGCAUGUGUGAGGUGCCACUCCUUAACGAACUUCAAACAUCGACAACAAAAUUCACCUCCCAACCAUCGUCUCCUCAAAGUGAUAUUAGCAAAAAUAAUAACAAUAAUCGUAGCAGAAGCAGUAGUUGUAGCAGCAAAGUAAAUGAAGUGGCUGUAAGUUUAGAAGCAGAGCUUGAAGACCGGUAUAGUCAUAAUAAAGCUCUAGUUUGACAUAUACUUACUAAAGUCCAUAUGUAGUGCCAUAUAUGCCAAAAUAUGGAUGGCAUAAUUGUGCUGUCCUCAUGCUAGAAUGGUUAUGUAUACCUGUUAAGUUACACGAUGUUGUAAAGAUUGUAACUGUGACUAAUACAAAAAUAACAGAUAUUUACUUUGAAAACAGUGACUAAAAGCCCCUCUGAACAGCAAGAAUCAGAGCAAUUUGUGUUUAUAUCUAGUGUACAUAUAAGGUAUAAUCAGUUUACAGUUCACUCUUAUAGUCAAAAUGCCCUAAGAAAUUAUUGUAACUAGAUGCAAGGAAUAAUAAAUUAUAUUUAUAUUUUCUUUUUGCUGAUAACUUUUAUGUAUGUGUACCUACUGAGGAAUCUCAUAAUUUUGAUAACAUUAGAUUUUUUAUGUAAAAUAAAGUAGAAUGUUAGUGGAAGAGAAACUAAUAUCAUGAAUAAUGAUAUUUUACAGAAUCUGAUACUUAAACAUAUAAAUGAGUAGGAUCUGACAUGAGACCCUAAACAAUGAUUUGUGUUUAUGCUACUAAUAAAAAAAUAUAUAAUUUUAAAAUCUUAACUUUAGUUACUCUUCCCACAAAUAUCUUUAAUCAGUAAAACUGUUCAAUGAAUUUAUAUAUCAUUGUGCAUUUGUUUUACCAGUUACAGUAUUCACAUAUUCAAGCUAAUAAAAACAAAUAAAAACACUGCUGGCUGAUCUCUGAAGGUUGUUACUAGUUAUAAAAUAGAGUGACUAAAUUCUAUGGACUCAUAUUACAUAUAUGCAUAAUAUUGUGUUUGUUGUCCUUCAUUUAUUCAUUACAGGAUGCAGGAUUUCCAAAAUUCUUUCUUUCUUUUUUGAGGUAACAGUGUGACAGGAAUGGUGAUGCUAUGUGGAGUCCCAUUAAUGAUUUGCAUGUAUUUUUAUUUGUCUGUAUAUUCCGGUAGUAAUGAGAUUUAGCACUGCAAUGGGUCUUCAGUACAGAUAGCAUAAAUCUACCUUUCAUUCUACCAUUUACAGCAUUAUGACUUCUCAGUUGGAUUACAUAUAAAAUGGCCAAAGAAGUUAAUUAUUAUUAAAGUAUUGUAUUGUAUAUGCAGUAAUAUCUCUUUGUUUGCAAAGGAGCUGAUUUAUAAGAAAAUGCCUUUCUUUUCUUUUACCAUCAUCGAGCCUAAUAAAAAUUGAUGUAUCAUUUUGUAUAAAUAAAAAAAUAUACUAAAACAAUCAGGACCUAUCAUGCAGUUUAUUCAAAAUAAAUUCAUGUAUAAAUUUUAUUUUAUUUUAUUUUAUUUUUAUUUUUUUACUUUUUUUUCAGAAUAAAUGUUAAAAUGGGGACCCAUUACACUAAUCUUAAAGGAUGAUUUUUAUGACAAAUAAUGUUAUUAUUUUAUCUAUUAAUGAAACGUCACUUACACUAUCUUUGUUUACUUCAUUUUUGCACAUGAAAGUGAUAAUCAAUUGACAUUUUAAGUAAGGACUAGUAAUUAUUACUCAGUUUUGCAAAGGAUCAGCUAAGAGUCUCUAGACAUUGGAAUGAUACAUUUGAAUUUUCUCAUAAAUAAUAUUGUUUCUGAAAGGAAUAGCUUAUUUUUAUUUAUUUAUUUUAGAUUGAAAAAAAGGUGUUUAGUUCCACCAUUUUAGUUUUUCUUCUGAUUAUUAACCUGUUUAUGAGUACUUGUAUAUUGUAAUGAAGUGAAGAAUUACUUUUUUUGACCAAUGUAUAUUAUGUUUGUAUGCUUAUUACUGAAUACAUUUUGUGUAGGAAAGUGGUAAAUGCUUUAUCACCUUUACUUGGUUGUUAAUGUUUCUGUCAGUUUUAUGUCUCAUCUUGGAUAUAUAUUUUUUUAUAAAUGCUGUCACUAAAUCAUUGUGAAUAAUGUCUUUAUCACUCCUAUCUUAUUUAUUGCUGUUAACUGUAUGCAUGAUUCACAUAGUUAUGUUUUGUAUUGCAAUAAAUAUUUAUUUUUCUUAAUUUGAGAUAUCUAUUCAUAUUCUCAUGCUAAUGAUAUAGUGUGAAUGAAAUGAAUCUUUUCACUUUAGCCUUUUGACAAAUAUCUAGGGUUGGCUUAUAUAAAUCUUUUGAUCCACCUGCUUAUAAAUUAUUGAGUUUGAAAUUUGUGAUAUUUCUUCUCAAUAAUCACCCAGUAAGUAAAUGUCCACCCUGAAAGGAAAAAAAAAAUCUAUCACACUUUUUGCAGGGAAUAAGUAUUCUUUUCUCUCUUUCCAUUAAUAACAUGUACCAGCAACUUAUAAGAUAUUUACCAUAAAAUAUAUCUUGAGAGUAAUGAAAUUUAUAGAAGUAAUAAAUAGGUAUUAGUUAGCUGCAAGUUAGCAGUAAGUUGUACGCAUUAUAUAAGUCUGAGAGUCUUCUCUGUGGGCCAGCAGUCCAAAGAUCAUACGUAGUCAUAAAGCUUUCUGUCAUCCAGAUCUUUGAUUGGGUAGUCUGCCAAAGCUCUGUUGUAACAAUACUUAGUCGGGGGAAAAUGUAGAUGACCCUUUCUAAUGAAUGUUUUCUUCAUUAUUCCUCAUAAUUUCUUGACAGUGAUGAUAUGGAUAAUAUAGCAAUAAAAUACUUAGCUUCCAUAAUCUACUGUAGCUGAAGUGAAGACAUUAUUCUCCUAAUUACUCGGUGUGCCAAAGCAUUCAUAAUACCUAAUCUUAUACAUUACUUUUGCACAUUUGCACAAACUUGAGAGCAUGAAGUGUCCGAGCAAUUGUAAUGCAAGGUCAUUUUUCAACUAUAAUCUGUUUUGUGGACUCUGAUGCAGACAAAGAGAAAAAAAUGGUUUUAGGAUGACAAACCUUGAACAAAAUGUUUGACUAGAUUCAUUCAUAUAAAAGUUUAGGGAUAAGAUUAAUUUUGGUUGCAGUGUACCAUUUCUUUGGAGAGUAGCAACCAUUUUCAUGAACUAGUACUGAUUAUUCACUAGACUUGAAAAUCAUUAAAAAAUGUAUGUGUCAAGUGUGUAUUCCCUCUUAAAAAACACAUGCUAUAGCAAAAAUACUUCCUGUAAAAUCUUCAUUACAUUUCUGCAAUCAUUGUUUAUUGAUUUCUGCAGUAUAUACAGUAAGGAAUACAAAAGUUUUAAAAUAUUUAGGAUUUAUUUGAAGAACAUGAUAUACUUUUAUUUAACCCAGUGUUGCCAGAGUGGCAAGAAUAUAUGCUAUGUCCACUGUGUCUUUCUGUUUAUUGAUUGUCUUUACACAUAGCUAAUUCUGCAAAUACUUAAUCACCAAAGAGUCAAUCACUAAUUGUACCUAACUCACCUGUUUACCCUUUUCCUUGAUUUUUGAUAAGACCCCUUUUUUAUUGCCAUUAGUUUUGCUAAUAACUUCAUAUUAAUCCUAAACCAAUAAGAAAAAUAACAUAAAUCGAUAUAAGAAUUUUCACUUUUCGAAAACAAGGAAGGGGGAAAUCAGACGAGGAUGCGCAGGUUUACUAAUCGGCUCCUUGGUGGCUGAGCACACGUGGAGACCCCUAUGUGCAAACAAAAUCCACAAAAAGCGACAGUAGACAGUAUAAUUACCUGACACCAUCCGACGUAUUGUUGUCUAGUCUUUGAUCUUUGAUGUAAAUGAUAAAUUUAGUUUCUUAGUUUAAUAGGUCUGUUUAUUUUCCAAAGAGAAAGGAUCUUCCCUCUUUCAAAUAAUUUCUGUUUCUGCACAUAAUAAAUGUAAUGCCAUGUGACUUACUUUAUUAGACAUCAUAUACUUACAAAAUAAGCUAUCACUGUGAUGUAAAUCAGUUUCAUUGUCUUCAUGUGUAGAAAGUGUAAACAGUGGGUUAAUGUGUUAUUUGUGCAUUGUAAAUAGAAUGCAAACUGAAGAAAUAUAUAUUGUAUACA
This is a messenger RNA of Penaeus indicus, 5790 nucleotides long. RefSeq lists its product as uncharacterized. Gene Ontology annotation, cellular component: membrane. Lineage: Eukaryota; Metazoa; Arthropoda; Malacostraca; Decapoda; Penaeidae. Gene Ontology annotation, biological process: magnesium ion transport. The transcript has 5 exons. Gene Ontology annotation, molecular function: magnesium ion transmembrane transporter activity. The record is from RefSeq and is a predicted model, not a curated record. The coding region runs from base 356 to 1954 and encodes 532 amino acids.